Messenger RNA from Chelonus insularis, 478 nucleotides. RefSeq lists its product as uncharacterized. The transcript is spliced from 3 exons. Bases 155 to 478 code for a protein of 107 amino acids. The record is from RefSeq and is a predicted model, not a curated record. Lineage: Eukaryota; Metazoa; Arthropoda; Insecta; Hymenoptera; Braconidae.
UUCUAUUCUCGAAUAUUUAUCUAAAUAAAAAUUAUCGCGAUCAGAAAGUGUUUUAAUUAUUUCAACUAAAAUUUAUCAAGAUUAUUGAAUGUGAACAGACCUGCUCGGACCUGAUUAUAUGUGAACUCGUUUUUCCCAGGAUAUUACUCCGAAAAUGGACCAAAUGAUAGAUGAUAUUGUACAGGAUUGGAUACUUGAUGCUCCGUUUCCUGAUAUUCAUAAUAUUCUGUUCUCUUCUGAUUCAUCAUCAUCAGAAUCGUCCGAAGACGAUGAAGGUAUCAAUAGAAUUCGAGUUCCACGUAGGUGCGUUCGAAAUUUUGUCGAAAACACCGUUCGUCAGUACAAUGAAAAACAAUUUCGGAAACACUUCAGGCUUCGUCGAUCAACAUUGUAUCAAUUAAUCGAACGAUUUGAGCAGACUAACUUUUUUCAAAAUCUCCCAAUCGGUGGGAUUACUCAUGAACGAGCUCUGCUAUGA